Messenger RNA from Histoplasma capsulatum G186AR, 510 nucleotides. RefSeq lists its product as uncharacterized. The coding region runs from base 1 to 510 and encodes 169 amino acids. The transcript is spliced from 3 exons. The record is from RefSeq and is a predicted model, not a curated record. NCBI's taxonomy places the organism in Eukaryota, Fungi, Ascomycota, Eurotiomycetes, Onygenales, Ajellomycetaceae.
AUGCCAUACGAGAUCCUCGAUCGCGGGGGCUUUGGAAGAAUCACUGCCCAAAGGGGCAGCCAGUUCUCUGAAGGGGAGACUCUGCUGCCAAUAAACAUGCGCGAAAUCCCGAAGGAAUGGACUAUCACGUUUAAACUUCGAGCUAAGGGGCGCGGAGCCCUGGACAGUGGAUAUAUUGAGUGGAGCUUUCUGUGGACACCGGGCACCUUCAAGGUGGACAAAUAUGAACCGGACCAUUUCCAUUACGUCUGGCUGAGAUUAGGCAUCAUUCCUCCAAAACAAGCCCAAAUCGCCCAGGCGGCUCACGAAAUCUUCCCAUGUCUCGGCUCCUGGCACCCUCGAAUCCCCUACGGUCCCGUGCCCGCUUCUUCCCAAAUCCGUUCCAUCACGGUUUCAGCAAAAGGCCAGGGAUUCAUGUGUUGCCAUUCACUUCCAUGCAAGUGCCUUUCGAUGGGUUUUGUGACUCUUGAUCCCAAGGCAGAAGGAGAGGAAGAGGGAGUCCUAUCAUGA